This is a messenger RNA of Etheostoma cragini (Arkansas darter), 1118 nucleotides long. Its product is annotated as ADP-ribosylation factor-like protein 3. The record is from RefSeq and is a predicted model, not a curated record. Bases 257 to 805 code for a protein of 182 amino acids. NCBI's taxonomy places the organism in Eukaryota, Metazoa, Chordata, Actinopteri, Perciformes, Percidae. Gene Ontology annotation, molecular function: GTP binding; GTPase activity. Gene Ontology annotation, cellular component: microtubule cytoskeleton; cytoplasm. Gene Ontology annotation, biological process: cilium assembly. The transcript has 6 exons.
CUCGUAUUAAGAAUUUGAAGCAAUUUCCAAAAAAUUAAUUCAACAAAAUUAACCGAUCAAAUAACGAAUGCCAAUUAAGUUUAUUCUUUAUGUAUUCAUGAAGAAGCCAUACAAAUAUUUGUAGGGUCAUAUUUUGCUGUAACCCUGACGUCACGGUUCCCCUGGCAACAGAAGUUAACAGCUGGGAAGCAUGGUUAGAAUGUUGUUAAUCUAUUUAGUCUGAGCAAAGGGACACAACACCAACACCUGAGGAAACAUGGGCCUGUUGUCCAUUCUUCGGAGGCUAAAGCAGUCUCCAGAACAGGAGGUGCGUUUACUGUUCCUCGGCUUGGACAAUGCUGGCAAGACCACUCUGCUGAAACAGCUGGCAGCAGAAGAUAUCAGCCACAUCACCCCCACACAGGGCUUCAAUAUAAAAAGUGUUCAAUCAUCUGGCUUCAAGUUGAAUGUUUGGGAUAUUGGAGGUCAGCGCAAGAUCCGCCCCUACUGGAGGAAUUAUUUUGAGGACACGGAUGUACUGAUCUAUGUGAUUGACAGCUCAGACAGGAAAAGGUUUGAAGAGACAAGCCUGGAGCUGGCUGAGUUGCUGGAGGAGGAAAAGCUUGCUGCUGUGCCACUGCUAAUCUUUGCCAACAAGCAGGACCUGGUGACAGCCUCCCCAGCGUCUGAGCUGGCAGAAAGUCUCAGUCUGCACACUAUUCGGGAUCGAAUGUGGCAGGUCCAGGCCUGCUCAGCUGUCACUGCUGAGGGAGUGCAGGAUGGCAUGACCUGGGUUUGCAGAAAUAUAACGUUGCGGAAGAAAUAAUUCAGGAAGCAAAAGAUCCAUGAAGAAUUGCACUUUACAUUUGACCUACACAGUCAUCAUGUUGUGUUAUUUUUUCCAUGAAACUUUCUCUUGUCGUUCUGUCUUCAUUUGGCAGUAUAAAAACUAAGUAGACGUUGUCAAUACAGUGAUGUUCUUCUUAUCCCUGUCAAUGCCUCUCAUUAAAUGUACAUACUGUAUAUAUUAGGUUGGUUUAUUUAAAUUGUUGUUUCAGCACACAAUUAUUUUUGUAAUGUACUCCUUUUAAUGCAAUGGUAUGUAGGCGUCCACUGUAUUAAUAAAAGCCAGUAUUAUU